AUGAUUACCCUAUCUGAAACCAUCGUGUCCAAUGAGCGGAUCACUUCGACCCUCCCUCCGGGUCUUGUGGCCGUCUUCGUCGGAGGCACCAGUGGUGUUGGUGAAUAUACACUCAAAUCAUUCGCCAAGUAUGCUGUCAGUCCACGAGUGUACCUUGUUGGCCGGUCCCAAGAGUCUGCCGACCGCAUUAUAAAGGAGUGCACGCAGCUCAACACUGGAGGCAAAUUCGAGUUCAUCAAAGCCGAUAUCAGUCUUUUGAAGAAUGUGGACGAAGUAUGCAACCAACUCAGGAGCAAAGAGACGAAAAUCAACAUCUUGUUUGAGACUCAGGGAACUAUGGCUUUCGACAAAAAAACAUCUGAGGGCCUCCCCUUUGCCAUCGCCGUUAGUACGCACUCACGCAUACGCUUCAUCCUCAACCUUCUCCCUCUCCUCCGCAAAGCGGAUCACCUACGUCGAGUAGUCAGCGUCGCCGCUGCCACUUGUGAGGGACCCAUCGAUCUGCACAACAUCACAGGAGUGGACCUUUCCUUGUUGCCUUGGCGCAACCAACUGGCCUCCAUUCAGACUCUAUUGCUUGAAGAAAUGGCCAAACGGGCCCCUGAUGUCAGCUUCGUGCACACAGUUCCCGGAGUCGUCAAAAGCGGAAUUUUACGUGACGCAGAAGGAACUGCGAUGGCGAUUCGGAUUGCCAUUUCGAAGUUGCUCAUGCCGCUGAUUGCUACAUCACCUGCAGAAUCGGGGGAGAGACAUGCUUUUGUGGCUACAAGUGCAGUGUAUCCAUCAGGCCAGAGGAAUGGCGUAGACUGUGCCGGGGUACCAUUGCAGGGCAGUCUAACGACGGCUAGAGGUACUGAUGGUAAGCCCGGUAGUGGUGUCUACUCGAUUAGUAACAAGUGUGAGGUUGCCUCACCGAAGGUUGAAGAGUUACUAGCGACUUUUAGGAAGGACGGUACUGCGGAAAAAGUGUGGAACUAUUUUGCUGCUGAUUUUCAGAGGAUUACGGGGGUGGAUGUGCUGUUGUAG
Messenger RNA from Talaromyces marneffei, 1026 nucleotides. RefSeq lists its product as uncharacterized. NCBI's taxonomy places the organism in Eukaryota, Fungi, Ascomycota, Eurotiomycetes, Eurotiales, Trichocomaceae. Bases 1 to 1026 code for a protein of 341 amino acids. The record is from RefSeq and is a predicted model, not a curated record. Gene Ontology annotation, biological process: secondary metabolic process. The transcript is spliced from 2 exons.